Fomitopsis serialis is the source of this 3911-nucleotide messenger RNA. RefSeq lists its product as uncharacterized. The transcript is spliced from 5 exons. The record is from RefSeq and is a predicted model, not a curated record. Gene Ontology annotation, molecular function: guanyl-nucleotide exchange factor activity. Lineage: Eukaryota; Fungi; Basidiomycota; Agaricomycetes; Polyporales; Fomitopsidaceae. Bases 320 to 3460 code for a protein of 1046 amino acids.
CACAUAAGUAACGGUUCCCAGGUGUGCGUGCAGACCAAGUGCAGUCUGCGGACUCUUGGUGCCGCGUUUUCUCCCUGCCACCACCUCUGCCUCGCAUCAACACUGCCCACGCUUGACGCUGUCCUUACUGCCGCUUGCGAGGUGCCAGACGCCACGAAGAUCGCGUGAGAGGCCUACUGAAUUCAGCGCAUGUUCUUCACGUGUAUGGGGCCAAUUUGAAGACUUGGACACCGGCAAAGGAGGUCAGCGAGCAACUUUGGCAGACAAGUACAGAGCGUCUAGGAUCUACAGCGGCGGAAUAGCGAGCAGGGCGGAUCCGAUGGACUUUUCCGAGACGGAAGCAAAGCAGGCGACUCCCACUUUCACUACGGAGAUGAGCGUCGCUUCUGACCAGCCCGACGUUUUCGAGAAAGCGUCUGUCUGCGAGCCUCGCUCGCGCCGCAUGGGCAUAUCAGGCCCUCCGUCGAGCUACAGACUCUCUACCAGCACCACAGGCACUUCAGAAAGCGCACCGUGGACAACGCCUCCCUCGUCUCCCCUCCUAACCUCUUCUUCUCCACCUAGACCUCCCCGGUCUCCUCUGCGUCCCACAGGCCCAGAGCAGCGCGUUUCUUCGUUGCUUCAACCUGACAUAGCAGACAUCGACGACGUCAUGCCUUUGUCGCAUUCGCGCAGCCUCGGUUCCCUCUCCGGUAUGUUAAACUCGCAGCCAGCGAGCCUAAGGUCUGGUCUCUCUGGACGUUCUCAGACACCAGACAAGCCUCUGCCCAUAACUCCCGAUCCAUCAACGUCCUCAGCCACCCUUGACGAUGAUCACGAUCGCGUCCACGAACCCACACCGGAACCUAACGAUUCCGUGUUCGCGUCUGACUCCGGCUCGUCCUCGCUUCUCAAACCACCGACGGCGGUGACGAAACGCGUCCGUGCACUCGAGGAGUUGCUGUCGAGCGAGAGAGCGUACGCGUCUGACCUUGCGAUCAUUCGGGACAUACACAUCCCUCUUGCGUCAGGGCAACCUGCGCCUUUCCCUGCGGCUCCCGCGACCCCACCGUCCUCGGGGUCAUCGGUACGCACCCAAUCGACAUCGUCGGAUUCCUUACCGGGUGCGUCCAGCUCGACAUCCUCGCCACCAAUGACCCGGGACGAUAUCCGGAUUAUCUUUAACAACGUUGCGGAACUGGCCGUAUUCUCGGACUCGUUCACGGAGCAGAUCGAAGAAGCACUAGGAUCCGUGCUCGAGGGAGGGUCAGGCGAGGACCACGUCGGGGCGCUGUUCUUGGAAACGAUUUCUACCAUGGAACCGCUUUACCUCGCGUAUAUCACAAAGCAUCCCAUUGCCUUGGAGCACCUGAAUGGCCUGCCGCAGACUCCGGCGCUCACGGCCUACCUCGCGGAGUCACGCACGCUCGCGUCGAGGCUCACCCACGCCUGGGACCUGCCCUCGCUUCUCAUUAAGCCCGUGCAACGUUUGCUCAAGUAUCCACUUCUGCUGGGUGCGAUCAUUGAGGAGACGCCCGAUGUGCACUCAGACAAGGCAAACCUCAAACGUGCCCGGGAGAAGAUGGAGGAGGUUGCACGCGGCGUGAACGAGGGCAGGAGGCGGCGGGAGGUGAUCAAGGAGGUGCUCAACAACGCCGCCUCAUCCGGGACGCCGAGCAAGCGGCACAGCGACCCGAAGCCCAAGCCGAAGAAGAAGGGUCUUAAUAUUGGCGUGUCGGCCUCCGUGAGCCUCGGGCGGAUGAAGAGCUUCAGUAUGAAGCCAGGAAAGGCGAAGGAGGGCGCCGAGGCGAACCAGGAGGCUGAGCAGGUCGUGCGGCUAGGUGAAAAGGUGAGGAAGUGCGAAGCCUUCGCCAGGACGUUCGCGAAGGAGACAGUUGAGUGGUGCAAGACGGUGCAGGGUCUGAUGGACCAGCUAUCGAGAUGGUCCACGAGCUUCGGGCAGGUGAUCGGCGUAUCGCAGCCUGAGGAGUCGGAGGCUUUCGCUGCCUUCAUUCAGGUCAGCACGAAGGAGCUGCCGGCGCUGUGCGAGGACUUCACCAACGUCGUCAAGGAGAAGCUCUUGCCAGAACUAUCCAGGCUCGUGGAUUCGAGCCUUGCGCCGCAGCGCCUAGUAGAGGCGAUGUCCACCCUAGAGCCACUGCAUCUAGGUCUGCUCAACCUGAACGUCGCCAAGUCACGUCCUCCGCCCCAACUCCUGGAGGCAUCACAGUCUUACGUCGCGCUCCGUGCCCAGCUCGCAUCCGAGCUGCCUGCGUAUCUGACGCUACUAGACAAGGGGCUGGUGGCCUGCUUCAAGCAGUUCAACACCUGGCAGAUGGACUUCUACCUGCGGGUACGCGAUCGGUGGCUAACCCUGUGGAACUCUCUCAAAGUGGAGGGCGAGAUGAACGCUGGUGCUGCCGAGACCGUCAGGGUCUGGUGGUCUCGGUGGGCGGACAUCGAGGGCCAGACACUUGGUCUGAACAUUGUACGGCAACCCGAGAAACGCGUGCAGGCACCAGAAUUAACGCGGCAGAAAUCGCGGCUCCGCAUGAAAUUCUUCGAUGACGACUCUAGCGAAACAAGCUCUACCGUCGUCGUGUCGUCCUCUAUCCUCACUCUCGACCCUAACUUCGCGUAUGAGCCUCUCAGCUCGCCGUCUACGUUGUCACUGCAGACACCCGUCAGCGCCAAGGCCCGGAGUGUGCGCUCCCUGGACGUUGGGCGCAAGCUCGAGCGCCACAACUCAGAUGAGAGCCUCCGGUCGAAAAAGUCGGGCAAGUCAGCGAAGUCGAUGGGCCACCAGCCGAGCCACAGCGUUACUGUCGUUGACCCCGACGUCAUCGGGUAUGGGUACGGCGACGCGUUGAAUUCCUUGAACACGACGCCACAGAAGCUUCGGACGAAGAACAGGCCUGUUCCGGCUCCGCUUCCGCUGAAGAAGUCACACUCCCAUGGACGUCUGUUGGAUGAGGCCGCUGAUACACGUCGGAAGAGUCCUCUUCGCAGACGACACGGAUGCCGGGGUCGGCCUGUGCGAAAGCCAUCCUUCAAGCGGAGGCUGACGGAAACACUCCUACCUAGCUCUACUUCUGUCGUACGACACCAUCGGUCGCCCUCCGCGCCUGGCCAUCCGUCUCCAUCAUUCCUGCAGACUACCACACCACCCCACAGCACCCCCUCUUCCAGUCGGCACCGAAGCAAGGGACCAAGCGUUGGCAGUGCAAGGAUACCGUGCCUGUAUACUUGUCGGGUCGUGCACCCGUGUGAGCCGCCGCCGGGUGUCUCAUACCGCGACCUUCCUUUCUUUACGCUCCACAUUGGAGAUUGUUACGACGUGCUCCAAGAGGCCGGCCAUCCAGCCCUCCAUGAAGACCUUCCUUUGUAUGUUGACGAUGGUGAGGACUGUUUGCUACUCGUACGAAAACGUACGGAGGACAUUGGUUGGGCGUUGGCCAGCUUCAUGCUACCGGCGGAUUAAGGGAUGCUCUAUUUAAUAAUCAUCAGGAUUAGGACUAUGGUCGCAGCUGUAGUAGCACAUGUGUUCUUGUAUAUCCUCGACAUUGUCCCGCCUGCCUCAUUGUGUAUACCUUGUAGAACUCUCAUUGGUAGUUGGUGUCUUGCUCAUCUGGGUUUUCCUAGUACACACUACAGUCUUGUAAAACAACACGCUCGCUACAAUAGAUACAAUAUAGUUGUCUCGUAUUGCCGUGACAGAUCGUCGAUAGGUCGUUGUCUAUCAGCAUUUCCCAAUGAUACCUUCGCGUUGGAGACGAGUCAACUCCUCCUCGCCCAGCCCCAGUUCACCAAUGAGGACCUCUCUGUUGUGCUGACCCAAGUCGGGACCGGCCCAGCGUGUUUUGGCCUCGCAGCCCUCCAGCACCGGAGUCACCCUCGGCAUCUUGACGGUCCACCCCUUCUCCCCAUCCUUG